Athene cunicularia (burrowing owl) is the source of this 3835-nucleotide messenger RNA. Its product is annotated as protein cordon-bleu-like. The transcript is spliced from 6 exons. NCBI's taxonomy places the organism in Eukaryota, Metazoa, Chordata, Aves, Strigiformes, Strigidae. Bases 46 to 2541 code for a protein of 831 amino acids. Gene Ontology annotation, cellular component: actin filament; dendritic growth cone; terminal web. Gene Ontology annotation, molecular function: actin monomer binding. Gene Ontology annotation, biological process: actin filament network formation; actin filament polymerization. The record is from RefSeq and is a predicted model, not a curated record.
GUGUCAUUAUGGCGGUGUGUGUCUCUAAGUGGGAGAGAUGAAGAAAUGACUUCGGCUAAGCAUGAGAAUGAGGAUAUAUUCAUUGCUGCACGACUGCAGAAGACUUCGGCUGGCCUGGAUGAAGAUUUAGAAGCAGUGGAUAGUAUAAGUAACUCUGACUCCAAGUACAUCAAUGAAGUGUUGAGCCCUCAUAUAAGAAAAGUUGAGGCUGCCCAAGAUGUUACCAUUUCUGUUCCAGUAACAGUCAUAGAUGAUAUUCCAGAAUUUAACACCUCUAACUCAGCUGGAAAUCAAGAGACAGAGACAAGGGUUUCACAAAAUAUCUCAGCUGACUCUGUUAAUACAGGAAACUUUACAAAUAAAAACAACAAUGCAGGUUCCUUUGAUAAGGGACACACAGAUGGUGGAGCUGUAUGCAUAUCCAAGGACCUAAUAUAUCAGCAACCAUCUGAAAAUGAAUUCAGUCAUUUGCCUGUGGAACAGAGGAGAGAUAUGUUUGAAUAUCUCACAUCCUCCUUCGAAAAAAGAAGUGAAAAGAACUUAAGACUGGACCCUCCCCCCAGACAUGCUGUGAAGUCUGAGGAGUGUAAAUCUAAGAUGACUCCAUCUCACUCCAAGGCCACAGCUGAAAUCGGUACAGCAAAGGAGAAGAUUAAUCCACUUAAUGACUGUAGUAACAGAGAAAGAUCUCUGAAAAAAAGUAAAUCAGAAUUAGAAAUCAAAUGGCCACCAGCAAAAAAAAUUGAUGCAGAAGUCCCAUCAACACCCACAUGGUGUCAUCGUGCCCAGAAUUCAGGAACAAGCUAUGAACCUAAAAUGGGUUUGACAACCUUUAAAGUUGUCCCUCCCAAACCCGAAGUAAAACAUUUUGAUAGAGGAGUUUCACUCUCCACUGGUGCCAUUAAGAUAGAUGAACUAGGCAACCUUAUAGGCCCAAACACGGGUGUCAGUAAGCCCAUUCCAAGUACCUCUACUGAUGAAAGUGAGGAAAUUCAUCUUGGGAAAGUAAAAGCAUUCUGGAGGUCAAGUUCUAUGGAAAAGCAAAGUGAUGACUCUGCUGAGCAUCUUCCUAAAAAGUCAGCAGUCACCGCAAACUCCAAACCCUUUACUAUAAAACAUGAACAUAAACCUGUCAGUCUUGCAGCUCCAAAACCUGUAGCACCACAAAUUGCUACUACCCAGGUAGCUGAAAGACAGUCUGAGAAUGAAAGGACCAAACCACCUCUUCCAGUUACACAGUCUCAAGUAACACCAUUAGUGGCCUCAACCAUUAAGGACAAGCUGGAGCUUCCAUUUGUAAAGCCACAUAGGAGAACUUCAAGUCAAUAUGUUGCCUCUGCCAUUGCAAGACACAUCAGCGUAACUACCUUUAAGCCUGACUCUACGGAACAUCUUCAGAAAGAUGAAAAUAAGCAAAGGACAGAAGAGGUUAAAACUGAAGCAGAAGUUUCACCAAAAAGAUGUAUUAUUAUGGCCAAAUGUAGCCCUGUGGAAACAGAACCAGCAGAAACAAGAGAAACAUUUUCAGGUAUUUUUACUUCCAGCCAGAAAGCAUCCCACAGGUUUAUACCUGGUGAUAAUUCUGGCGUGGAAAACAAAGUAGUUAACAUCAGGGCACCAAAUCAAGCAACUCCUCUGAGUUUCUAUAAAAAGAAUGCCAGCGUCCCACUUACUAAAUCCUCUUCAAAGGAUAACAACAGUGCAGAAGAUGAUCAUGGUUUAAACAACAAACAAAGUAUAGCGGAGAAAAAGAUGCAUCUUUUGUUUGACCAAAAAUGUGAGACUUUGACCCAUAUUAAUUCAGCCUCAUCUCUCAAGUCGCCUGAUCUCCAAGGAGUCCCAUCCUCUUUCAACUCAUCUUCACGAGUCCCUAAAUGGCCUCCUGCUAACAGUGUACAAGUUAGUUUGCUUAAAGCUUCACCCGAACUAAAUGGUGCCGCAGCAAACGCAGAGUCAGAACAGGAGGAGAAACCUGAUGAUUCAGAUAUUGAUGCCAUCAGUGAACUGGAUAUUAAUGUGCAGACCAAUAUCUUUGGACCAAAGAAGAAGUUCAAACCUGUCGUCCAAAAACCAGUUCCAAAAGACACAUCACUGCACAGUGCCCUAAUGGAAGCCAUUCAAACAGGAGGGGGAAAGGAGAAACUCAGAAAGGUUUCAGACAGUGCACUAAAUGGCAGUCACAGGAAACCCUCAUAUGCGGAGCCAGAGAAUGAGCGCUCAGCCCUACUAGCAGCAAUUAGAGGCCACAGUGGCACCUCAAAGCUGAAAAAGAUCUCCUCAUUGGCCUCCAAAGAGCUGCAGAGCUAUAGGAAUGCAGAACUGUCCUUGCGGAAGGCAGAAGACCCUCAGGAAGAGAAGCUUUGUAUCCCACCUGCCCCUGCCCAGCCGCCACCACCUCCUCCCAUUCAGCUGUCAGCAGCAGCUCCUAGAUCCUCUGCCACGGCUACAGGUAACCCUGGGGAGGCAAGACAAGCCCUAAUGGAGGCCAUUCGCUCUGGUGCUGGAGCAGCAAAGUUGAAAAAGGUCCCUCUGCUCGUUUGAAUCAUGUAUAAAGAACAGGUAAUUGGAAAAUCUAACCCCGUAUGCACCCAUAAUCAUCACUCAAGGUCUGAAGUGGCAAAAAACAUCAAGAAGUUUAGUUUAUUCUCUUGUCUACAAGCCAAAAUAAGUUGUAGUUAAUUUUCAGUGUGUUCCUGCAUAAUGGUUCUGAGGGGAAAAUAUGUUGCUCUGCUGUAAAGCUUCUGUGCCAAGGAAUUGUGUUUUGCCUCUGAAUAUUUAAGGUUGCCAAUAAACUAUUCUUGUUGGCAGGUUAAUAAGAAUAUAAACACUGUGCAGUCCUGUGUUAAUACUUAAUUGUGUUUAUGGGCAAAAUUAAGAGACUUUGCUCACUAUCUGGAAAGUAAUACUUAUUUCAAGUUGUUAAAAAUAUGUAACUAUUUCAAACUAUUUACUUGCUUCUUAUUUGAUUUGGAAAAGGGCUGUAAGCAAUUAGGAUGAAAACCAGAAUAAAGAUCUAUAAAAAAACAAUCACAAGAAAAAAGUUAUGGUGUAUUAUGAAGGACCUAAAUUGUCAUAUGCUGGAGUCACUGGUUUUUAAAAUUAGAUGAACUUGAUAUCUCUGGUGGAGCUCUGAAAAGCAGACAAUCAAUAAUGAAUGUGAGACGAUGUCUGUUGAAAAGUUACUUAUGGGAUAUGAUGUAUACAAUGCUAAUAUGCAAAGAUAUACUGAAUCCUAGUAACAUUCAUGGCACUUUAAAAAUAUUGAGACACCUUAAAGGGUCUCUUAUUUGCAACAGACUGUGAAGGUUAUAAAUAAAAUUCAGAGUACUGCACAGAGGUCCAAGAUUUAGAAUUCAUUCCUGCACUGCAAAAUGAAGUGAAGCUGGUUUGUAUCAGCAACCAGAACUUUUGUUGUGUCUUGUUCAGGUCAUGCAUAAGUUGGUCCUUUGUUUCCAAUUUGUAUGGCUGUUGUAUGUUGUCUCACAAGUAUUUAUAGCAGCAUCUUUUUCAAAUGCUAACUACUUUGGUAGUUGUUGUUGUACAUAUUUUGAAAAUGUUUCGUUAAAUUGAUUAAAAGGACAAAUGAAAAUGCUUUUUCACAUUUCCUAUAUUGUAAUGAAACUGAAGAAGAGAAGGUUUGUACAUUUACGUUUUUAUAAUCACAGACAGGAGUGAUGGCAGAUUUUUUUUUUUUGAGUUGAAAUUUAAAAUGUAUAGCUAUGUAAUGUUGAAAGCAUGAGAAUAUUUAGCCAUCUGCAUUUAAAGUGACUGCAUAUUAUAUAUUGUAAAAUAUUGAUGUCUGUUAGUGCCACAAAUAAAAACAAAAUCAAAACCU